This is a messenger RNA of Anastrepha obliqua, 15535 nucleotides long. Its product is annotated as ankyrin-3. The record is from RefSeq and is a predicted model, not a curated record. NCBI's taxonomy places the organism in Eukaryota, Metazoa, Arthropoda, Insecta, Diptera, Tephritidae. The transcript is spliced from 22 exons. Gene Ontology annotation, molecular function: protein binding. The coding region runs from base 1 to 14331 and encodes 4776 amino acids. Gene Ontology annotation, biological process: signal transduction.
AUGGCACAAUUCGUUACACACAUACAACCAACGUUGCUGGAGGCUUCGCAGGGUCAUGUACCGCACCAUCAUGGCCAUCAAGUUGGCAUACAACAUUCAUCACAUUUGCCACAUAGCGGGCAUAAUAUGCCAUCGCCGCCCACAACGUACAACCAUCAUCCACAUUUGCACCAUCAGCAGCAACAUCAGGAACAACAUUAUCACAACCAUCACCAUAGUCCACCGUCGCAAUUGUCGUCGCCACAAAGUGGCGCCCCAUUACACCAUCAUCAUAUUGGCAAGCAUGGAGCCAAACAUGAGCACUUUGGACAUCAUGGCUCAGGAGAUGGAAACACAUCAUUUCUUCGCGCAGCCCGAGCGGGUAACUUGGAGCGAGUUUUGGAACAUUUAAAAAAUAAUAUUGACAUCAACACCAGCAAUGCUAAUGGCUUAAACGCACUGCAUUUGGCUUCCAAAGAUGGACAUAUACAUGUCGUAUCUGAAUUGCUGAAACGCGGCGCUAUCGUGGAUAGCGCUACCAAGAAGGGGAACACUGCAUUGCAUAUUGCUUCACUCGCCGGUCAGGAGGAGGUGGUAAAACUCUUGCUCGAACACAAUGCCUCCGUGAACGUACAGUCGCAGAAUGGCUUUACGCCACUCUACAUGGCAGCACAGGAAAAUCACGAUUCCGUUGUAAAGCUGCUGCUCGCCAAUGGCGCCAAUCAAAGUCUUGCCACUGAAGAUGGUUUUACACCACUUGCCGUGGCCAUGCAGCAAGGUCAUGAUAAAGUCGUAGCCGUGCUCUUGGAAAGUGAUACACGCGGCAAGGUGCGAUUGCCUGCAUUGCAUAUUGCGGCCAAGAAGGACGAUGUAAAGGCCGCCACAUUACUUUUGGAUAACGAUCACAACCCCGAUGUAACAUCCAAAUCUGGUUUUACACCACUGCACAUUGCUUCCCACUAUGGCAAUCAAGCCAUCGCCACCUUACUAAUUCAAAAAGGCGCCGACGUGAACUUCGCGGCCAAGCAUAAUAUCAGUCCAUUGCAUGUUGCUGCCAAGUGGGGUAAAACCAAUAUGGUUUCAUUGCUGCUAGAGAAGGGUGCUAAUAUUGAAGCUAAGACCCGUGACGGUCUAACGCCGUUGCAUUGCGCAGCACGUUCCGGUCACGAGCAGGUUGUGGAUAUGCUACUGGAGCGCGGCGCACCAAUUAGCGCCAAAACAAAGAACGGUCUUGCUCCGCUGCAUAUGGCAGCACAGGGUGAGCAUGUGGAUGCCGCACGUAUUUUGCUGUACCAUCGUGCGCCCGUUGACGAGGUAACUGUGGACUAUUUGACAGCAUUGCAUGUGGCUGCCCAUUGUGGACAUGUGCGUGUCGCGAAGCUGUUGCUCGAUCGUAAUGCCGACGCCAAUGCACGUGCGCUUAACGGUUUUACGCCGUUGCAUAUUGCGUGCAAGAAGAAUCGCAUAAAGGUGGUGGAAUUGUUGUUGCGUCACGGCGCUAGCAUCAGUGCCACCACAGAGAGUGGUUUGACGCCGCUGCAUGUGGCCGCUUUCAUGGGUUGCAUGAACAUUGUCAUCUAUUUGCUGCAACAUGACGCCAGCCCAGAUGUGCCGACUGUGCGCGGCGAGACACCGCUCCAUUUAGCUGCGCGUGCUAAUCAGACUGAUAUUAUACGCAUUUUGUUGCGCAAUGGCGCUCAGGUGGAUGCACGCGCACGGGAGCAACAAACCCCAUUGCACAUUGCUUCGCGGCUCGGCAAUGUUGAUAUUGUAAUGCUGUUAUUGCAGCAUGGCGCUCAAGUGGAUGCCACCACCAAGGAUAUGUAUACUGCUUUACACAUUGCUGCCAAAGAGGGUCAGGAUGAGGUCGCUGCUGUUUUGAUUGAAAAUGGCGCAGCUUUGGACGCUGCUACGAAGAAAGGCUUCACACCACUACAUUUGACCGCCAAAUAUGGUCAUAUCAAAGUUGCUCAAUUGUUGCUGCAAAAGGAGGCGGAUGUGGAUGCCCAAGGCAAGAAUGGCGUCACUCCGUUGCAUGUUGCCUGUCAUUACGACAAUCAGAAAGUGGCUCUAUUAUUGUUGGAGAAGGGCGCUAGCCCACAUGCAACAGCCAAAAAUGGACAUACACCACUGCAUAUUGCUGCACGUAAAAAUCAAAUGGAUAUUGCUACAACUUUGUUGGAAUAUGGCGCACAAGCUAAUGCUGAGAGCAAGGCUGGUUUCACACCAUUGCACUUGAGUUGCCAGGAGGGCCACGCUGAAAUAUCGAAUUUGCUGCUCGAACAUAAGGCUGGUGUCAAUCAUCCAGCCAAGAAUGGUCUUACUCCGAUGCAUUUGUGUGCACAAGAAGAUAACGUGAAUGUAGCUGAAAUUUUACAACGUAACGGUGCUAAUAUUGACAUGGCCACCAAAGCCGGGUACACACCCUUACAUGUAGCUGCACAUUUCGGCCAAGCAAAUAUGGUGCGCUUUUUAUUGCAUCACGGUGCUAACGUAGAUGCGGCCACAUCAAUCGGUUAUACACCACUUCAUCAGACCGCACAGCAAGGCCAUUGCCACAUUGUUAAUCUACUAUUGGAGCAUAAAGCGAAUGCCAAUGCACAGACGGUCAAUGGACAGACACCGCUGCAUAUUGCACGCAAAUUAGGUUAUAUCAGUGUUUUGGAUUCUUUGAAAUCGAUUACAAAUGAACCGGAUGCUGCAACGCAAAAUCAAACCGAUGAAAAGUAUCGCGUUGUCGCCCCAGAGGCAAUGCAUGAAUCAUUUAUGUCGGACUCAGAAGAGGAAGGUGGCGAAGAUAAUAUGCUUUCCGAUCAGCCAUACCGUUAUUUGACAGUUGAUGAAAUGAAAUCCUUAGGCGAUGAUUCCUUGCCGAUAGAUGUUACACGCGAUGAACGUAUUGAUUCUAAUCGCAUGAUGACCCAUAGCGCUGAGUAUGCUGGCGGUGUUGGAGGUCAACCGCAGCAGCAGGCUAUUGCAGAAGAGCUGAUUAGUCCACAUAAAGCACAGAUACAUGGCGCUGGUAAAUCCAUAGUGGACGGCAUUUAUAUGGCCAAUGGUCUUAAUGAGGAACAAAAAUAUGUGGGCCGAAAGCUUUCAUGGAAGAGUUUUCUUGUUUCGUUCCUUGUCGAUGCACGCGGCGGUGCAAUGCGUGGUUGCCGCCAUAGUGGAGUACGCAUGAUUAUACCGUCUCGUUCCACUUGCCAACCGACUCGAGUCACUUGUCGCUAUGUAAAACCACAACGCACCAUGCAUCCACCCCAACUAAUGGAGGGUGAAGCCCUGGCUAGCCGUGUGUUGGAGCUGGGACCAGUUUCGACGAAAUUUAUUGGCCCCGUUAUCAUGGAAGUACCACAUUUUGCAUCAUUGCGCGGCAAAGAGCGCGAAAUCAUCAUAUUGCGUUCGGAUAACGGUGAAACCUGGCGAGAGCAUACAAUUGAUAAUUCUGAAGAAAUCAUGCACGAUGUGAUGCAACAAUGUUUUGAGCCCGAAGAAAUUGCACAACUUGAAGAGCAAGCCGGUAAUCACGUUUGCCGUUUUGUUACAUAUGACUUUCCACAAUACUUUGCUGUGGUUUCACGCAUACGUCAAGAGGUGCAUGCCAUUGGACCAGAGGGUGGCAUGGUAUCCAGCACUGUGGUGCCACAGGUGCAGGCCGUUUUCCCGCAAGGUGCACUCACCAAAAAGAUCAAAGUGGGCUUGCAGGCACAACCAGUCGAUCCAGAUCUAACUGCUAAACUACUUGGCCGUGGUGUGGCAGUAUCGCCAAUUGUAACAGUUGAGCCACGGCGUCGUAAAUUCCAUAAGGCUAUCACGCUGAGUAUGCCCGCACCGAAGGCACAUAGUCAGGGCAUGAUAAAUCAAUAUUCUGGCAAUACACCCACACUCCGUCUGCUUUGCUCCAUAACAGGAGGGCCGUCCCGCGCGCAAUGGGAGGAUGUGACAGGCUCUACACCAUUGACGUUCGUUAAUGAUUGUGUAUCAUUUACGACAACCGUAUCUGCUCGAUUUUGGUUAAUGGAUUGCAGGAAUAUUUCAGAGGCUACUAAAAUGGCAACCGAAUUGUACAAGGAGGUAAUACAUGUACCAUUUAUGGCUAAGUUUGUGGUAUUUGCCAAGAAAGUGGAACCUUAUGAAGCUCGUCUGCGAGUUUUCUGCAUGACCGAUGACCGCGAGGAUAAAACUCUCGAAAAGCAGGAACUCUUUACAGAAGUCGCCAAGAGUCGUGACGUUGAAGUGCUUGAAGGCAAGCCACAGUAUAUUGAAAUGGCUGGUAAUCUAGUGCCUGUCACAAAAUCUGGAGAUCAAUUGCAAUUGCAAUUCAAAGCAUUCCGUGAGAAUCGUCUACCAUUCACGGUUCGCGUAAAGGAUCAGCACGCCGAUAUUGUGGGUCGUACAUUGUUUAUGAAAGAGCCAAAAGUAGCCAAGGGUGAGCCACCGCAACAUCCCAUCUGUAUUUUGAAUAUUGUUUUGCCGGAUAUUGUCAUACCGGACACAACUACCGAGUUCAGCGAUAAGAUCACCACCACCUAUCGCAGCUCACUAUUUAGUUUGAGUAAACAUCAAAAUGAUCAUUACAUCGGCGAUAUACGUAUUGUGGAUUUAUCGAAUUUACUAGGCAAGGAUUGGAUUCAAUUGGCCUCUGAAAUCGGUAUUAGCACGGAAGAGAUUGAUGAGAUCAUAAAUCAAAAUACUGAUAGUAUUGCGCGGCAAGCCCAAAGCAUGAUUCGUCUUUUUAAGGAUAAGCCAAAUUACGAUAUACACGCCUUAGAAGUAGCGCUCAAAAAUAUUGGGCGUGAUGAUAUUAUGAAAAAAUGUAAAAGUGGGCGGCUUUCCCACUCGCGUGAUUUUGAUGAAACUGACAUUAUGAAGAACUCGGAGUCUGUUGAGGAGCUGGUGCGGCAAGAGAGUAAACGAAUCCAACAAAUCCAUGAUCACGAAGAAGUUAAAUACUCGGCCGAAGAAAAAGAAGUUGAAGAAUCUGAAUCAGAUGAGGAAAUUACGAAACGGACAGUAGCGGAACGGCGAGAGAAGAUCGUGAAACGCCUCUCUAUUGAACGACAGAUUCCUGCUUCAUCACAAAAGAAAGAAAUUACACGUGAAAUAUCGGAGAUUAAACGUAAAAGUCUUAUUGAGGACAAAAAGGCUAUUCAUGAAUCGGAAAUCAUGAUGCAAUUGCCCACAGAUAAUAUCGUUAAGUCCACUGUCGCUCCAGAUCAAGUAAUGAAAAUGAAAAUGGGUAAAAUGGAUUCCACCGAAAUAAGUAAAAGUGAAUUUGAUAAGGAACUGACGCACAAAUUGAAAACUUCUGGGCGCAGCUCAGAAGAGGAGGACUCUGUAACAGAAUACAAGCAGGUCCAGAAUGAUGAAAAUUUGAAACUAAUACAAGAUAUUAGCGCUGUCGAGAAGCUCAAGCUCCUGCAAGAGCCAACGAUAACUUCAGAACAAGAAAAAACAAAACAAUUGACUGAAGAUUUUCUAAAUGUUGAGAAGCAAACUCAACUUCCAGUCGAUAUUACUAUCAGCGAGAAGUUUGUUGAAGAAGUGAAAGAAAAGGAAAUGAAAGGCACAGAAACUGUAGAGAAAUCCACACCGCCCACAGAGAGGGAGAGCACAGAAAGUAAAACGUACACAAUCACGGAAACUAUUCAAACGGUGAAAGAGGAAAAAAUAAAGGGCAGCUCAAUUGAAGACAAAAUCGCUGACUUUGAAGCCAGAGGGGUGACCUAUGAUAUGAAAUCAGUGAUACCAAAAGAUAUGAAAAAACAUGACGAUGGACCAACAGAUGACAGCUAUCUAGCACACGAAAAACCAGUUAGGUCUUUUGAAAAAACACUUACCGAAGGCUUUUUAAGUAUGGAGCAAAAAUCUCAAUUGCCGGCCGGCAUCAAAACUACUACCGACUACAAAGUUGUACAAGAAACUACUCGUCCAGUUGCCGAGAAGAGGACAUCUCUCGACGAAAAAGUACCAGAACCAAAGACACGGUCAUCUACAGAAGAGGCUUCGAAAACCACAAUAUCAAAGGAUAAGAAGAGUCCCGUCGAAUCAAUCAGUACAACUACUGAAGCUGCGAUAAAGUUCGAUAAAGUGUUUGUAGAAGAUAGCGAAGCCGCAUUAAUCGAAACAAAACAGCUAACGCAUGAAUUUUUGAGCAUGGAACAGAAGUCACAGACAGAAAUGAAGAAGAGUGUGAAUGAACUUGUAACAAGUACCGCAGAGGUGAUGGAAACAGCAGCAGAAAUCUUUGAAACCACAGAGCUACUAGAGGAGUCAACGAAAGAUAUCGAGUUCACAAAAGCUCAAUUAAAAGAGGCAGCUGAAAAAUAUGAUGUACCGAAAACUACAAGAGAUCUCACAGAUACUACAAAGGUGCUAGAAGAUGAACUGAAGACUAAAUUGCCGGAAAAAGUUUUGGAAACCAAAGAAAUCGCAAAGAAACUAGAGAGUGAGUCAAAAACUGAAGGAUGGAAAACCGUAACCGAUACAGAUAUACAUCAAACUAAGGAGAAAGUGGAAUCUAAAAUGGAAGCUGACGUGCAUAAGACGACCGAGGACCUUAAAGAAUUCGACAAGAGGGUGGAUAGUGUAAAGGAGUUAGAAAAGGAGUUGGAAAAAGAAGUACAAACAACAACUGAUGAUGUCAUAGAUGCUACAAAGAAACUCGAUGUAUUCAGAGAUGUCGACACGGAGAAGAAAACUGAUAAAACAUUUAUGAAAGAAACAACUUCGUUUCCAGCUAAAGAGUUAAUUAGUGACGCUUCAAGUUCAUCAGAUUUAAAACUUGAUAGUUUAGAAAUAAGUGAAAAAAAGAUUUUUCCAACUCACGAAGCCACUAAACCAAGCGACACGUUGGCAACUGUAAGCACCAAACAAUUAACAGCAGAUUUCUUGGCAAUGGAACAGCAAGUACAAUUUCAAAUAUCAGGAGAACCAGAACAACAAGUCGAAAAACAGGAACUCUUCAAAUCUGCCACACAUACUGUUGUGCCUUCAGUUUUGAGCUCUACAGUUGUUCCCAUCAUUCCCUCUGGCGUGGAUGCUGAACAACCCUCUACAGUCGUAGAUUUACAAAAAUCAACAACUGAUGUGUCUAAAGAAAUUGAGAAAUUAGUAGACACUGAAACUACUGAAGUAAAAAGCGCUAUGGGUGAUCUGAUCAAAACAACGAGCGUUAUUAUGACUACCGUACCAAAACUUGGAACUGAGCAGGAUAUUAAAUCAUUAGAAGAAAGUCUUAAAGAAAGCAAAGCUGACGUUAAGUCUUCGUUGGCUGAAUCAACUACGAAAGAACCUAAGAAAGAAAUCACACCAGAAGCAACUCUAAUCGAUUUUGAACCGGACAUUAUAGUAGAUGAGAAAACAACUAAACUCAAGAUGAGUUCAGCAGUAACGGACACGGUCAAAGAAGAGAGCAUCAAACUUGUAGAAUCUGUUAAAAAGCUCGAAGAAACUAUAAAAGUAGUCGAUAAAUUGCAGGAUGAUGGCAUUGAGAUAGCCGCGCCCAUAAACGAGACCGACAAAGUAUCUGCAGUAGGUGUGAGGAAGCUAACUGAAGACUUUCUCACCAUAGAGCAAACUACACAACUCACAACAAGCACAAAACCUAUCAAAGAAACAAUUAUAACGGAUAGCUACGGAAAAACAACUACACUACCCAUGCAAGAAAUGUCGCAAACGGCAGCAGAGACUAUAAGCAGCACUAGCUUAAGUGAGGAAAUUAACAAAAUCGUAACCGAGGCGGCAACAAAAAUAGAUACAAUUAAAAUAACAGAUGACUUCUUAGCCACAGAACAGCAAACCCAGCUGCCGAUUGUUAAGCCGUUAGUAGCUGACACUGGAACUGGCCUCAAGGCUGGCGAUGAUUUGGCUGCACCUGCACCUUUUGAACCACGAAAAUCUAUAACCCUCACAGACGCUGAAUUCUGCAAGUCAGUUGAGGAAACAAUUACAAAGAAGAUGAGUGCGGGACAAAUUGAAAUAAACGAUGAGCUCAAAACGCAUACGAGCGACAUUCCACAUUCGCAAACCCCACCACCUACACCAAUUGAGAUUAGAAGGCAAGACGGAGAAUCACCGCCUGGCACUACUUCCGAUAAGAAAAAUCAUCUAACUGAUACUGUGAUCACUUUACAUAAGACCACAGAAUCAACAUUCGAACGUGUUUCGGGAAUUUCAAAAAUCGAAACCAUAGAAGAAAAACUCAUCUUAGAUGAAGAUUCUUUCAGAACUUUUGGCGAUGACGUUAAAGAACAUAAGAUCAGUGGUUUUAAUGAAGAGAUUGGCGAUCAAGUAGAUCAAAAUAUUGAUAAGAGUAGUUAUGAUGAUAAAUACUCUGGUGAAAAUAAAGACACCGAUAAUGAUAACAGUGAUGAUGACGACGAUGAUGAUGAUGAUGAUGAAGAUAGAAGUAGAAAGGCUGGUCUUGUCGAUGAUAGUCUUUUUGAUGUUGGCGCCACCAUACGCAAAGAAGCUGCAGUGCUAAUUGAUAAUGUACUUGAAGAUAGCAUUAAUAUCAUUAGCAAUCAGCAGGAACAACAGCAUGGAACCAAUGGUUAUGAUUCUCUUAAGCAGGAAUAUAAUUCAGACAGUGAAAACUAUGCUAUUACAUGCGAUGAUAUUGGUGGUUUAGAUGUUGUCAAAUCACCAACAAUUGAAUCGAUGUCUGGCAAAUCAUUCGACGAUAAUAUGAGUUUCAAUGACGAACAGUGUCAUAUCUCACAGCAGCGUAUGCAAGUCCCUGCAACAUCGGAUGUUAUAACCACAACAAUCACCACUACAACACAACAACAGCAGUCUAGUGACUUGAAACAAGUGAAAGAUGGGUUUGGACCAAUAAUAGUAACAGAAAUCAAGACAACAACACAAACCGUCACAACCUCCAGAGAGGCAAGUGAGGCACUUGAUGGUUGUAGUGAUGAUAAAGGUGAUGCUGCAGCAAUAUUGAAGGCAAAAGAAGUUUCCGAUAUGACAAAGUCUCGGCGUAUUGAUCACAAAUUCGAAAAGCUCACAUCACAUUCUGGUGAUAUUGACGAGCAAGCAUCGGCGUUCGAUGCAAAUUUCGACACAAUGGUGCAUGAUGAUGAGCUAAGUAAUUUGCAAAGUGAGUUUUCGAAAAUGAGUUGGGACGAUAGUGUGUCACCGACGACCAACACUCUAGGCGAUAUUGGUCAAAGCACACCCGACAAUGAUAUACAAGAUAUCGCUACAGAGACAGGCUUUGAAUUCGCUAAAUCAUCUGAAACUACCCCAGUACCAACUUGUGUUGCGACAACUGCCCCAACUGAUCCCGAUGCCGAUGCACCCACCCCCAAGCCUCGCUCUGCUAAAGCAGCUUCGCCUGUCAGAGAUAUUGUCGGCGACACCACACAAUCCCUUAAGAGCGAUGAUGCACCCAGCCAGACGGACUCCUCUGAACACGUACCCGAUUUAUCAAUAAUAGCUCCCGUACCAAAACCACGCCUACAAAUGAAGCCAACAGAUUCGUUCAAAAAUUUAGCUGCUUUAGCGGGCGAACAGUCAGAUAGUAUUAGUUUGCGUAGCUUGGAUAUGACAGAAGAUCUCUCUAAAACCGAUGAACAAUCUAUGGAAAUUUCCAACAAGUCAUCACACGCACGUGAUUAUCCUACGACUACAACAAUUACAACUGCUUCUGAAGAUCCCACAGAAUCGCUCGAACCAACUAGUGAGAUAUCAGUAGAUGAUGGUGAUACAGAAAAAUCCGAACUUACCGAUGGUCGAGCAAAGACUAGUUUCUAUAUUGGUGAAUCGAGUCGAAAUAUUAUUGUCAAAACCACGCCCACAAAGGCGGAUACUGAUUUAGGCGCUGCGGAAACAACAAUAGAUGCUGAAAAUGUAUCUGAUGCCACCAUUGAGGCUAAGGAUAUAGCAUUAAUGAAGGAAGUUUCUGUCGAUUCAGACGAAAGUAAUGAUAUGUUUAAGGAAUAUGUGACAAUAAAGCGUGAAAUAGACGGAUCUGAAAGUAAAAUAAUGCGACAAGGAUCCGAAACUCGAAAUGAUCUUUUAGAACAGGAGCCACCUAAGGAUAAUCUUAAUGAUGAUAGCAAAAUGCCUACUACUUUUGUAGUAACUGCAGAAAUUUCACAACCACCAGUAGAAAAGAUGGAAAGUUCCUUAAAGGAGGCUACAGAUGACAGCACUGUUAUUUAUGCUUCAAUAUCGAAAUCGGAGAAACUCGAUUUGCAACUAGAGAAGAAUGAAUGGGAAAUAACGGAGAAGGAAAUCCCAGUGGGCAAACCUAAAGUUGUGCAUUCGCCCCAACAACUGAGCCAAUUGCCAAAAGCCUUAAUUGAUGAAGAAAUGGUUGCAAAAACACUGGAAGAAGCACAAGAAUCAUUAAAUGCUGUGAAGAAUGAACUAAAGUUUAUAGUAAAAGAUGGGAAAUCAAUUAAAGAGUCGCCCUCAGAAUUUGAAUUUCGUUCAAUAUCUCACGCAUUAAGUAGCGCAGAGAAAAAGGAUAAAACAAAAUCAGAACAAGACGCUACGAUCAAAGAAACCCAGCAGUCAGAACAUACAUUCACGGAAGAGGCAGAUAUUUCCUCUUUUAUAGGAAUACCAGAUACUUUAAAAGAGUCCACGACUCUGACAACAUUUGAAGUAAUAAAACCAAGCGAUAGUUUAUUUGAGACCACAACAAAAGAUACUUUAAAUAAAGAAGCUGUAGUGGCCCACUACGCGCGAGAAAUUUUUGAGGAGACCAAGCAGGAUAUAAAAGAUGAGCACGGUUCGUUAGGCUUUAUAUCGACGGGUACUGCAGACGACUACAGUUCAAUGGAGGAAUAUGCAGCUAAAGAAGAACAUGCUUCCCUUGGCUUUGUAUCAACAGAAACUGUCGAAGACUUCAGUUCGAUGGAGGAUUACUAUCAAGAAAAAUUGGCGAAAGCUAGCAUUGUCACUGAAGCAGGUGACGCAGUGAGCAAAUCACCAAUAGAAAGUUCAACUGGCGGAACCGAAACAGCAUUUUCUGAAAUAAGUUUGGAACAAACAAUGAAGCCAUUUGAACAGGUAACACAUCGCAUCAAGUCGGAAAGCAGCUCAGCGGAUUCCACGAACAGAUGGUCUGUACCCGAAAUCGAUCAGUCUAGCUCCAGUGAGAGCUAUUACAAAAGCUUAGAUAAAAACGACAGUCGUCCGCUAUCAUCGGAUGUAGAAAAUUUGUUAACCCAACCAAAUUCUUCGGAAUAUCAAACGGCGUUGGACAUAUCUUCGGUAGCACCGGAAGCAACGGAAUAUAUUAGCGCUGUUAGCACACUUGAAAGCAGUAGUGGCAGAACUAUAAGCUCCCACGAAAGUAUGAAAAGUUUAGAUUCGCAAUCAGAAACCUCUGCAAAUUUGGGUAGUAUUGAUGUUUCAGAAUUAUCAGAAACAUUGGUGGCAUCUUCCACUGAAGCCGAUGCUUUGGAAGCUGAGGAACUGGCACGCAUUCGCGAUUUACGUGCUGAUGACGAGGACAGCGAUGAAAGCCUAGACAUACAAGACUACUCAAAAACCGAACAACAAAUGCAAAGAUCGUUGAUGAAACGUUCACAAGAAAUGAUAUUCAAACCUAAGGUCGAGGAGACUAAAGCAGAGGAGAAACAUUUCGAAACUGUUGUGGUCGAAGAAUUUCCUAAACCUAAGGAAGUAGAAAAGACAUGGGGUUUGGCUUAUCCUAUGGAGGAAGGAAAAAUAGAUGAUAUAAAAGAUCCGGAACGCAUCGAUGAUAUAUUACUUUAUCACAGUGAUAUAAGACGUUCUAUUGAUGAUUCAAAACUGGCAUCUAGCUUGGAUGAAGGUAGUAUUCUUUCAGUCAGCAUGUCGAGUACAUCAAAUAUAGAGACCGUUGUAGAGAAUUUUGAGGAUAUGAUUGGCUCCGCUGGCUCUUCUUCAUUAACUGGAAUAGAGGGUUUUGGUUUUCCACACGAUGAACAGCCAUCCUCAUUUCCCGAGCACGAAGAAACUUUUAGCAUGGAAAUGGAAAGCAGAGAACAUUCGCCACAGGAUUCUACGGUUACAACACCCCCUGGCGAACAACGCAAACGUGGUCAUAAACGCAAUGAAAGCACUCUUAUUUCUGGUGAAGUUCUAAAAUCUAUCACCGACAAAGAAUUACCCGCUUUGGGUGAAAAUAAGGAAUCUGAAAGUGAAUCUGAUACAGAUCCCUAUGAAUCAGAAUAUACCAGACAGUUUCGGUCGCCAAAUGAACGCAAAAACAAUAAAAAGAAAAAGCAGGCAGCUGCCGAAAUGGACCAUAGCUUUGACCUCGAAAAACGACCUUUUACACCGUCGCAACUUGUCGCCGAAGUUAUUGUUGAGGAUAGCGCUACUGAAGAGAUGGAGGCUGAAGCCAUUGAGGAGGAACGCAGACCAUCCCAAAACAUGCAAGACUAUUCCGUAAUACCUGAUAUAACAGUAACUGAAGACGUUCAAAAAUCACCAAGUCUAGAGGAAACAAUGGAAGGCUUUGAAGAGAAAUUGUUAUAUAAAGUGAAAACACAAGAAGAGCUGCAUAAAGCUGCCGAUGAACCUAUUGACAAGAGUGAGGAAACAUUUCAAAAACUAGUACAAGAACAAUAUAAGCAGAAACUGGCGGAUCUUCAGCGACCUCAAGCUGGCGAUAGUGAUUAUGAUGAUGAAAAGGCGCCUGACUCGCCUGAUUCAUUUGAAAUGGUUGAUCAGCCAGAUAUUUCUGACGAUUUUGUGAUAAUAGAAGAAGUCGCUAAAGAAGCAAACGAAGUAGAUUUGGGUGCAAAAAGUAUUAAAAUUCAGCCAACAAAAUAUGAAUCCAAACAUGAUGAAGAUGUUGAGAAAAUUAUCAUAAAGUCAGCGCCAGCUGAUCCCAAACUAGGCUCUCAAAUAUUUCGCGACGAUCUUAAUUUCGAAUUCGAAGAAAGCCCCCCAACUGCGGGUAGUAGUAGUGAUCCACAAGAAGAAAGCGAUUCGGGCGACAUGGCUAGUUCCAACAAACGCUGGGUUGAGAUGCAGCUCACAGACACACAAUUGCGGUACCCAUAUGAUAUGACUGGCGGAGUAUUGGAAGACAUCAAGGAAGAGGAUGGCGAGUUCGAAGUUGGUAGUAGUCGCAUUAGCAGUUUUAAAGACUCAUUUUCCAGCACACCGGAGUACGAUGUCAUGGCCGCCAGGCGAUACUAUGCACGUGGUGAACACGAUGAUGUCUCGAUGAGCAGUUUGCAGGAAUUUGAAUCGUUAGAGCAGGCGAUUUCAUUGGAGAAUCGUAACAAAACGCAUCAAGGAUCCACGGACUCGAGCAAUGGUAGCUUCACACGGCGCUAUAUGGUGCGCCACAGUGGCAGCGGAACAGCGCAAGGCGAUGAUGUGUCGAUUUCAAGCCUUAAGGAAUUCGAAGGUUUGGAGAAUGCGUGUAUUGAAGCGCAUUUGAUUGAGAUCAAGGCAAAAGAAGAAGCCGCACUUCUCUCUCGUUCGGACGAUUCAAAUAAGUCAAAUGACAGUGAUCGGGAAAAUGGUACAACUAAUGUGGUUGUAAGCAGAGUGACACGUACCGUAACACGCACUGAAGUGCUGCCCGCACAAAAGCAAAAUAUUGAAGCCUUGCUCAAGCAGAAGCUCGAAGAAUGUGAAGGCAGAGAAUCCACGAUUAGGAUUACAGAACUAUCAACCGAGCCUUUGGACACCAAAAUAAGGCUGGAUAAACAGGAUUCAGAGAAAGGCAGCGUCGAUAGUUUGGAGAACAACAAAAGCAUGCGCUCUAGUAGUAUUGGCAGUUUUGAAAUAUCCAAAGAUGCAACCACACGCUCGGACAUUGAUUCAUUGGAAACUGAUCGAAAACAACCUACACGCGAAGAGAGUAUCGAUUCUAUGGAAAAUGAGCAGUUUGAUUUGUUGGCAAGAUUUCCAACAGUGGACGAAACUACACUAGGCGAAGGUUUGACAACAACAACAACAACUACAACGACCACCACAGAUGCUGAGGGACAUGAACAUACCGUUACGCAAACUAUCACCACAACAACAAGCACAAGCGGAAAUGCCACAUUAGAAUUCCCUGCCGAACAACUACCCAAAGACGUAUCGACCGACUCACUUUGCAUUGAACAUACCAAUACCAGUUCGGCGGGUACAACGGCUACUUAUCAAACUAGUGCUGGAAAUUCACAAAUGUCUGGCAGCAUAACUAGUUGUGCAUCCAGUACACUCAUGGAAGAUUCCUAUCCUGGGGUGAAUUCUAGUUUAACAUCUAGUAGUUUUUGGUCACAUGAAGAAUCAACGGUUGUGGAGGAUAAGAAUGUCUUAGAAGAAGUGCUCUUGGAAGAUGCUGAGGCCCUAAAACGUCGACAAGUACAGCAAAGAUCAGAUUAUGACGAGCAGCAUUAGACGAAUAGAGAGAAGAUAGGAAAGCAGUAAAAUUAUAAUUAAACUACACGCAUAAAAAAUACAUACACAUUUAAGGGAUUACAAGCUUUUUAUACAUACAUCAGUGGUUAGAUUUAAAUAAAUAAAUGCAAACUCAUGUUUCGGUAAUGGUGAACGGACGUGCUGAAAUACUUGGAGAUUUCGAAAAAACGUAUAUAUACUACACAAACAUUCCCUAUACUUAGUAAAUGAUAUAUUGAAUUUUAAUAUUAUCGGCGCAUCGAAAUUUAUGAAAUACACAUUAAACCAUGGACCAAUUCCAGUCUACUUAGAACACGACUUUUAGCAAAAAACAAAAACAAAAAAUAAGCAUUACAAAAAAAUUAUUAAUCCACACAAACACAAGCAUACGUGUUUGGCGUUAUUGUUAAAGAGACAAAAUACCCAGUAUAAUUUGGUCUAAAAAAUCUACCCGUUAUGUGUCUAUUAUCUAUUAAAUGUAACUUCUCCCCGUUGAUUGGCUUUAAAUUUUUAAAACUAAUUAUUAACUAAGAUUCAGAAAAAUGUACGUGAGUAUUUCGUUAUGUUAAUUGUGUGAACUUUUCUAAGAACUAAACAAGAUUUUCUACAUUGCUUUUAAUUACAAAAAUUGUGUAACCCGGUACAUGAUAUUAUUAGUAUGGAAAGCUAGCCAGGCAGUAGCAAUAAUGAUGGGUGUAAAGAAUUUAAUAUUUUUUAAAAAUUAUUUAAAUAUGUUAGUCAUUCGUAUGUAAUUUAGUUUAAGCAGCUUCAAUGGGAUACAUGCAUAUACAUUUUAACAUGUAUGAUGCCUUAACAAAAAUGCAUAAAAAAAGUUACAAAAAAAAAUAUAAUAUAUAUAUAUGUAUAUCUUUUUUCAUUUUUUAAUCCAAAGGAGCAAAUAAAGCGUAAGCAUUUUAAUAAUUUAUAUUUAAUAUUUACAUUGAAAUAACUUAAGUAUUGAAAAUAUGAAUGUAAUAAAGCACAUGCAUACAUACUUAUGCAAAGCAACAAACAGGCAUACCAAAAGCAUGUAUUUCCAAUUAAUCUUAGUCAAACUUAUUGCAAAAAUAAUACAUAUUGACAUGAAAUGUAUUUCCUAUCGAUGCAUGGGAGGACACAAUACACACAUACAUACAUAUUUGUAAUGCAACACACAUGCCUACGAUUAACCGAAUAAAAUGCUUAAACAUAUAAAAUAACCAAA